Molecule: messenger RNA, 876 nt
Organism: Coregonus clupeaformis (lake whitefish)
Lineage: Eukaryota; Metazoa; Chordata; Actinopteri; Salmoniformes; Salmonidae
Product: GTPase IMAP family member 4-like
Exons: 4
Molecular function (GO): GTP binding
Source: RefSeq, a predicted model, not a curated record
AGUGCAGACAUUUUAAUCAUGAAAUGGCGGAUGCUGCAUCAUUCAGAGACAAAGUCUCGAAUCCAGGGCCCCAGAGACGCAACAGUGUGGGGUUAUUGCCCCCUAUGAUGUCUGAAAGUGCUACAGAGCUAAGGAUUGUGCUGCUCGGCAAGAAUGGCUCUGAGAAGAGUGCUGUUGGAAACUUCAUCCUGGAAAGAGGGGCAUUUGACCCCAACUAUGUACAAAACCGCUGUGAGAGAGCCAGGGGUCAAGUAGACGGAAGAGGCAUAGCUGUGAUCAACACUCCAGACCUGUUAGACCCUCACAUCUCACAUGACAAACAAUCAGAGGAACUGCGUUGGUGUGUCACUCUGUCUGACCCAGGACCUCAUGUGUUCCUGUUGGUCCUGCAGCCUGAGGAGUUCACACAAGAAGAGGGAAACAGAAUCAGGCAAAUCCUAGACAACCUCAGUGAACGGUCCUUUGACUACUCAAUGGUACUGACAACUCAUGAAGACAGGAGGGGACACAUGCAUGAUGAUCACCCUCUGAAUCAGAUGGUCAGAGAAUGUAGAGGGAGGCAGUACGUCAUGCACCCCAGUGACCGCACUCAACUUAUGGCAGAUGUUGACAAGAUUGUAAAGGAGAAUGGAGGAGGCUAUCUCACCUGUGAUGUAUUUGAAGAUACUACAAGUGGCAUGGUACAAGGGAAAGAGGAAAUCCACAGGAGGAAAACUGAUUGGAGCCUCAAAUCUUCCUCUGAGGAAGAACUUGGAAAGGAUGUUUUGAAACAAGGUGAAUCAGCACAAUUUUGCAAUUUGCAGAACGUUAGAGAAGUUGGUUUGACAUUGAUUAAGGAAAAGGUUUGGGAGCAAUCACACAGUGGAGCAAAAUGUG